Electrophorus electricus (electric eel) is the source of this 2257-nucleotide messenger RNA. RefSeq names its product sodium channel modifier 1 (gene scnm1). Gene Ontology annotation, cellular component: nucleus. Gene Ontology annotation, biological process: RNA splicing. The record is from RefSeq and is a predicted model, not a curated record. Lineage: Eukaryota; Metazoa; Chordata; Actinopteri; Gymnotiformes; Gymnotidae.
UAGAUAGCAUCGAUAACUAGCUAGCUAAGUAACUUUACUAAAAUGUCUUUCAAAAGGGAAGGUGAUGAUCAAAGUCUACUUAACGUUCUGAAGAAACGGCGUGUUGCGGACUUGCUGUCCCACUUCAUACCUGAGGAUGAGGCUGCUCUGAUGAAAAACGGAAGGUACAGCUGUUUAGUGUGUUCACAUCGUCCUGUUUUUGAUACCGUGGAUAUGCUGACUGUACACAGAAAAGGAAAGCGGCAUCUUGAAGGUCUAAAUUGGUUUUAUGGAAAAAAAGCUCAGAUACAAAAUGAAAUCGAUAAGAGGAGACAUCAAGAUUUUGUUAACAAAGAAGAAGACCGUGAGGAAGCAGGCAGCUCGGCACCAUUGCUUACACAGACACGAAGGAUUACCCAUCAUGCCUUACUGAGAACUGUUCCUUAUAGCAGUUGCCAUAAAAAGGCCAGUGAAAGGUCUGAAAACCCUGCAGUGGGAUUUAGCUCAGGCUGUAGAAACACACCAGUGAGUGAGCACACUGUAGAUCAGAGCUGUACAACUACUGCCAAGAACAUCAACACACAAACCACGCCUGCUUAUAGUGAAAUAACAAAUUCAAGUCAGUGCCAGAAUAGGAGACAAAUAAAGAAAAAGAAAAAGCUGUCCAGUGCAAGCAGGCCACCUGAAUCUGAACCUCCAAUGAAGCAGAGAUGCAGAGAACUGGAACAUUACCUCAAAUUAAAGAGUGCCGGGUGGCUACAUGACCCAAGUGGUAAAUGGGUAAAAGAUGAAAAUGUUGAAUUUGAUUCAGAUGAGGAAGACCCACUUCCACUGCUCUCAUCUAGUGAAACUACAUAGAUUAUGCUGCCAUGCCAGUUUUUGAUAAUCUUUCUGCUUCCUCCAAGUAACGGCAUCUUCAUUUAAAAACUUUGAACUCAGGGGAAAAUGUGAAAUGAAAAGGACUGCCGAUGAGGAAGGUUUCGAAUGCAGGCUUGUGCUGUCUGUUGACAUUGGCAUCUUGUUAAAAUGUUCUAUACACAGGAGAGCUAGUGAUUGCUUUAUAAUAAAAGGGUAAAGGAAUAAUGCCUGUUGUAAAGGAAAGCUAUUUUUAUGUACUUUUCCUUGUUUGUUUUCUCAUUGUUAGAAGAAUCAGAAUUAAUAUACCUGUCUAAUCAAGCAGCAAGUACACAGCCUCUGUGUGCUUCACAUUUUGUUUGCCAAAGCACUGCGGUUUGGAUCAAUAGCUUGUAGCUAUAUACACAACUGAUCGCUCUCACACAAGUCCAUGAAUAGUCUUGACAGGUUAGCAGCUGCUUUGAAGGUAGAACAUGAAUCUUCUGUGUACUCCCCCUUCUUUCUUGACCUGCUAAAGAGCUAUAUUUGGGCACCUGUAACUCAAUCUCAGGGGACAGACUUUCAUGUCUCUUAGUCUAUAAGUAUAAAUAGGAAAGUGGCAGAAGACCAAGAGCUACAGCAGGGAAUCUAAUAGUUCUGACAAAGAUGAGAUUGAAGGGCCCAACAGUAACGAGCUCUGUCUUCACAGUGAACUCAUUACACAAUCAUUCACCAACACACAGAGCUGAGAGUGCCUAAUGAAGCUGAACUGUCAGUAAUUUAACAAUUAAAAACUCAAGUUUCAUAACUUAUUAACUUGUUGAUUUUUUUAACUUUCUGAUUAUUGCUUCUAAGGGAAUACGCAGGUUAUCAAUCACUGUAUAAAUGAAAUGUAACUCGCAACCCUGAUAAAGAUGCAUGCUGCAUGUGUUUAUUUGUUUAUGAUCAAUUUUUCUCCACUAUGAGCCACAUUCCACAUUUAAGUCUGCAAUUUUAAAGAAAAAAAUGGCAUUGACUGAUUGAUUUAGCAGCUAUGUGAAAUGUGGCAAUGAAUGCCAUUUUAAAGCAGAACAUUAAUGAUCUCAAUUAGGUAUGCCAGCACUUUUAAUAAACUUGUUCAAGGAACAUUGGUGACAGGAACAGGCACACCAUUUCUGAUCUAAAUUUUAACAAAACUGAAGUCUGAUUAGACAAUGAAAGAUAACGGGUUUAUUUAAAAUAUAUACAUAACUUGUUUGUUAGAAGCACCAUAUUGAAAAAAAUAUAUUCAUGACUCAAGAAAUGAUCAAACAGUGUCUUUUUACAAGUUUACAAACAUUGAUAGAUUGAAGGCACGUGAUCUUUAUUCAGUCAGAAAGAACUGGCUUGAUGAAAUCCAGUGUCUACAAAGGAAAAUGGAGCAGGGUUGUAGCUAAUGAUAUCCACAAUGGCAGGUAAUGGAUGG